AUGUCUUUAAGCAACAAUCAGGUUUAAUUUCUGCUUCCCAUGAUGGUUCAAUUAUUUUCUGGUCUUUAAUUAUAAUUCCUAAUUUCAAGUAUUUAGCUAGAUUAAAAGGAUAUACAGAUCAAAUAACUUUUUUAGUAUUACAUCCUUUUUGAAAUAAAUUAAUUAUAAGCGGAUCUAAUGACAAAUCAAUAAAAUUUUGGACAGGAAGAAUAUAUCAAAUCAAGAGAAAUCUCUGUUUAAGGAGAAAAAGAUCCUUGCUGGUUUUAUUUUCCCUCUCUUUAAGUUCCUUAAAAAAUAUAUUAAUAUGCAAGAAUGGACAUAAAGUUAAUGUAUUAUAAUUCACAUUCUCUUAUUCUGGCUGGAAAUGCAAUUUGA
Molecule: messenger RNA, 375 nt
Organism: Paramecium primaurelia
Lineage: Eukaryota; Ciliophora; Oligohymenophorea; Peniculida; Parameciidae
Source: the annotation of a GenBank genome assembly